AUGGCGAAGCCAGACCCGUCGGGUUCGGAGUCCGAUGAAAGCGAGAAUUCAGGGAAUCCAAGUUCGGAAGAAGGAGGAGAAGAAGUGGGGACGCAGAAGGGGAUAACAGAGUAUGAGAAGCAGAGACUAUCGAGAAUUGCAGAGAAUAAAGCCAGAAUGGAGGCUCUGGGUCUUAAUAAAAUGGCAACUUCUUUGAUGGGUUCGGGGCGGAAGUCAAGGCAACGAAAAGGAAAACAAAAAUUUGUUGAUGACGAGGAAUAUAGGCCCAAUGAUGAGACUCCUAGUGAUGACGAUGACGAUGAUCUCGAUGACGACGAUGAAGAUUUUGUGAGUGGUCAAUCUUCUUCGAAGUCGGGGAGAAGUAAGGAUAAGAGGAAAGGUUCAAAACCUAAGAAAACUCCUGUUCAGAAGCAUCUUAGUAGUGCAGAUUAUAUUGAUGGCGAUGAUGAUGAAUUAAUGCAGGCAAUUGCUCUGUCAUUGCAUGAUUCUGCAAAUGAUGCGACUCCUAAAGAAAGAAAGGGAGAUGCUCAUGUUCAAGAAGAUGCAGGAAGGAGGAAGAGGAAAAAAUCGCAGUUCAGUAGUCGGGUGCAGAUGACCGAGGAUGACCUUGUCUUGCAUUUCUUUCAGUUUGAUGAGUCUCAGAGUAAUUUAUGCGGGAAAUGUCACCUUGCAGAAGCAGGAAGAGGGGCCAUAACAAUGAGAGAUCUACGAAGAGUAGCAAUUACUCAUGAUUUUACAUGGACAGACCAGGAAUUGGCUGAUAUGAUACAUUGCUUUGAUGGUGAUGGAGAUGGGAAGAGCUUUAUGAAAAUAGCCAUAGUAUUUUCGGGUGGUGAUGGUUUUAUAUGUACCAAUUGGGUUAAGUGGUCAAAUGCUGCUGCUCUAAAGCCUGUCCAUAUGGCAACAUUGUUCAACCGAACCAGGGUUUUAUCUGGUUAUUUAACAACACAAGGACAACCGAAUUUCAUGAUCCAAGAAAUGAGCUCCAUGGAACCCAAAAAGGGACACACAAGUGAUUCUGUCAUUACCGUUUCUGGUUUUGCAUUGAAGUCGUAG
Dovyalis caffra is the source of this 1056-nucleotide messenger RNA. The record is from the annotation of a GenBank genome assembly. NCBI's taxonomy places the organism in Eukaryota, Viridiplantae, Streptophyta, Magnoliopsida, Malpighiales, Salicaceae.